AUGUUAACGUACCGAGACGGUACUGCAGCAAAAGAUAAUCCUUCAUUAAAACUUCAUCCUAAUUCAUUUUUAAUUCAACUCUAUUCAGACGGAAUUGGAAUAACAAAUCCUCUAGGUCCAAAGAAGGACAAACAUAAACUUACUUUAUAUUAUUUCCUUUUAGAAGAUUUACCAGAUUUUGUAAAACCCAUGUUGCAAUCGAUUGGUCUAGUUGGAAUAUGUCCGACAAAAUUUUUAUCGAUACAAACAAAUCGUAUGAAUUUUUUUGAACCUAUUAUAAAAGAUUUGAAUCAUUUACAAACAACUGGUUUAGUUGUUCAAACAUUCAAUGGACAAUUACAUUUUGCAUUUAGCUUAUUCGCAGCUGACAAUCUUGCAUCUCACGAAAUUGGCGGAUUUCAACAAAAUUUUAAUUCGGGACAAUUUUGUCGAUUAUGUCACAUUUCUUAUAAAUUCAGAUUGGUUCCAUUAACAGAGAUUUCAUUUCUACCACGCACAGUAACUACACAUGAUGCGAAUGUUCGACAAGCUGUAAACUUGUUUAAUACAAGACCUGUUGCUGGUGUUGUAGGCGAAAGUCCUUUGUCCAAAUUGAUUGCUUUUCAUGCAAUCAAAUCUUUGCCAAAUGAUUUGAUGCAUGAUUAUGCGGAGGGUAUAAAGAAGAAUGUUGUUUUUAUCUAA
Molecule: messenger RNA, 681 nt
Organism: Adineta steineri
Lineage: Eukaryota; Metazoa; Rotifera; Eurotatoria; Adinetida; Adinetidae
Source: the annotation of a GenBank genome assembly